Botrytis cinerea B05.10 is the source of this 1070-nucleotide messenger RNA. RefSeq lists its product as hypothetical. The record is from RefSeq and is a predicted model, not a curated record. Gene Ontology annotation, molecular function: oxidoreductase activity. Bases 125 to 958 code for a protein of 277 amino acids. NCBI's taxonomy places the organism in Eukaryota, Fungi, Ascomycota, Leotiomycetes, Helotiales, Sclerotiniaceae. The transcript is spliced from 3 exons.
GGCCAUAUUUCUCGAGCGUAUGUUGUUGAUCUCAUUCUCAUUCUCGUUCUUAUAAAAACGAUUUGGACAACAAAACUCUAUAACCAGAAAGUUACACCCAUCUUUGUAUCAGAACAGAAAAAUCAUGCCUAGAGUCUUUUUUAUCACUGGUACUUCCACGGGGUUCGGAAACCAUCUUGUCCAAGAGGUCAUCGAUAGAGGAGACAUCGCCGUCGCAACUGCUCGUAAGCCCGAGACUCUAAAGUUCAAGGGAACAAGUGAAAAGAACUUUCUGGCCCUCAAACUUGAUGUGACUAGUCAAUCCGAUAUUGAAAAUUCUUUCAAAUCCGCCACCGAUAAAUUUGGCCGCAUCGAUGUCGUCGUCAACAAUGCAGGGUAUGGCCUUGCCGGUGUCUUCGAAGAAGUCAGUGAGCAACAAGCUCGUACUCAGAUGGAGGUAAACUUCUUUGGUCUCAUUGCUGUUACCAAAAAGGCAAUGGAAGUCAUGCGAAACCAAAAGCCAUGUGGCGGCCUCAUUCAACAAGUCACUAGUAUUGGAGGUCAAAGAGGCGUGCCUUUUUUCAGCAUUUACUGUGCAAGCAAAUGGGCAGUCGAGGGUUUUACUGAAAGUAUCAGCCAAGAAGUGAAGCCAGAAUGGAACAUCAAGUUCACUUGUGUUGAGCCAGGUGGAUUCCGAACUGAUUGGGCUGGAAGAUCUAUGCAAUUUCCAGAGAAACGAAACCCUGCGUAUGAUCAUUUGAAUGCCAAGGAAGCAAUGGAAAAGAGGAACGGUACUCAAGCUGGAGAACCAAAGAAAGGUGCGAAGGCAAUGUACAAGCUUGCUACACUCUCAGAUCCACCUUUGCGAGUAGUGAUUGGAAGUGAUGCUUAUAAGGCGAUAAUGGCAAAGAUCGAGGCGUAUGGGGAGAAUUAUAAGAAGUACGAGGAGAUCUCUAAUAGUUGUGAUGUUGACGAAUGAGCAAUAACAUAGUUGAAUUGCCUGUCAAGCCAUUAAUUUUUAAAGAUAAUAUGUGUUAUACCGACGUUUCCAACUGAAUCAAGAAUAUGGUGGUGAAUCAUGAUGGAUGUGA